Molecule: messenger RNA, 294 nt
Organism: Penicillium antarcticum
Lineage: Eukaryota; Fungi; Ascomycota; Eurotiomycetes; Eurotiales; Aspergillaceae
Exons: 1
Coding region: 1-294 (97 amino acids)
Source: RefSeq, a predicted model, not a curated record
AUGGAGAAGGUCAAAGAAGCGAUGAGCGCAAAGUUUCAAGGAGAUGCACCAAUAGCCAAGAUUGAUUUUUUUGCUGUCUUCCGGGCCUGUAUCAAAAUUCUGGAAGACCUCUGCACUCACCUCGGUCACAACACUAGGGGUGAUGCGCGGCUCGGGUUUGAAUUGGUGGACAGUCUACUAAAGCAGCUUACCGAGUACGAGAGAGAUGCUAAGCUAGCUCACAAGUUGCCUCCAAUUUUGCUACUGAAAAAGGCGGUGCUGCCUUUGAAUCCUUUGAUGAGACGAAGCCUUUGA